Molecule: messenger RNA, 303 nt
Organism: Amoebophrya sp. A25
Lineage: Eukaryota; Dinophyceae; Syndiniales; Amoebophryaceae
Source: the annotation of a GenBank genome assembly
CUGGAAUCAACUGCUCCGCUUUGAUGUUGAAACCUUGGACGCGCUCAAGGAAGUGGAGAAAAGCGAGGCUAGAACUCUGAGGAAUGAGCUGCGUGCGUUGGAAGUAGAAAUACCGGAAGGGGCGGAGAGUUCGGAUGGAUCUUCCUCGGGUGAGGAAUUGCUGGAUUCGGAUGGUGGGGAUUCUGCAAAAAGUUUGGAUAGUGAUGAGAUUGAGCAGAUAGCGAAGGGACUCAAGCGAGACAAUAUGGCAAGAAUCAAGGAGUCUUCUCCUAAAGCUUACCAUCACCGCAAUCGGAAAAGAAU